UCCUCUGGGAUUGCGGCCCACGCAUUCUAAUUUCUGAGGUGCACCGGCACUUUUAAGAGCAAUUUGACCGGAUUCUGCACCUCGGACUUCAAUUCACGCGUCGGAGUGCUUUCGUGGCGAUUGUUACAGUGUCCAAGUCGGCCCAGUGAGUAGUGAGAUUGUCGUGGUUUAACGGGCGCAUUUUCGAGAGUGUGAAGUUUUCGGCGGCGAAACCUCUGGUUUGUAGAGUGGGAGGCAUCGAGGGGGGAGAAUUUCAAUGGCGUGUGUUCAGGGGAAGAGUUUUGUAGGCAUUGUUGCGAAGAAUUAUGGAUUGGUAGUGCAAUCGCGUGAGGCGAGUCAUGUGGGAAUGUGUCAGCCUGUAGUCCGAAAAUCCCAGGUAUCGUCUUCGGGCUUGUCCUCCACCUUUGUUGUUCCUUUUUCUGGCGGCAGAAAUGGUGUGCGGAGCACGAAGACGAGAGAGGUUGCCCCUGGUGCAUUUAUUCAAUGCCAGGGGGCACAGCACAAGAAAAGGCCUCAAUACAUUCCCAAUAGAAUCGAUGAUCCCUCGUACGUGCGCAUUUUUGACACUACGUUAAGGGAUGGAGAGCAGUCUCCUGGGGCUACGAUGACGAGCAAGGAGAAACUUGACAUUGCGCGGCAGCUGGCCCGAUUAGGGGUAGACAUUAUCGAAGCUGGCUUUCCUAUUGCUUCUCCUGAUGACCUCGAAGCAGUUCGGCUGAUAGCUAAGGAGGUUGGUAACAAUGUGGAUGACGACGGUUACGUUCCCGUAAUUUGUGGUCUGUCUAGGUGCAACAAGAAAGACAUCGACGCUGCAUGGGAGGCGGUCAAAUACGCUGUUCGGCCUCGCAUUCAUACUUUCAUUGCUACAAGCGAAAUUCACAUGGUUCACAAGCUGAAAAAAUCCCCCGAGGAGGUUGUGCAAAUUGCCAGGGAUAUGGUAGCUUAUGCACGCAGUCUGGGGUGCGAAGACAUUGAAUUCAGUCCUGAGGAUGCUGGACGUUCAGAUCCCGAGUUUUUGUACAGGAUUCUUGAGGAGGUUAUCAAAGCUGGUGCCACUACUCUCAACAUACCAGACACUGUAGGAUACACGUUACCGAGUGAAUUCGGCGGUCUGAUUGCCAAGCUCAAAGCCAACACCCCCGGUGCUGACAAAGUAAUUUUCUCCACCCAUUGUCAGAACGAUUUAGGGCUCGCAACAGCCAAUACCCUGGCUGGCGCACAUGCGGGAGCUCGGCAAGUGGAGGUGACGAUCAAUGGAAUUGGUGAGCGUGCUGGGAAUGCGUCCCUGGAGGAGGUUGUGAUGGCAUUGAGGUGCAGAGGCCAGGAGCGGCUCGGAGGUUUGUACACGGGUCUUAACACAAAGCAUAUUGCAGUUGCCUCCCGAAUGGUGGCUGACUACACUGGUAUGGUCGUGCAACCUCACAAGGCCAUUGUUGGUGCAAAUGCAUUCGCUCACGAGAGUGGAAUACAUCAAGAUGGCAUGUUGAAACACAAAGGGACGUAUGAGAUCCUCUCUCCGGAUGACAUUGGCCUGGUUCGUGCGGAUGCCUCGGGCAUCGUUCUGGGAAAGCUUAGUGGACGCCAUGCUUUGAAGCAGAGGCUGAAUCAGCUUGGUUACGAAGUCGAUGGUCAAGAAUUGGACGACGUUUUCAAGAGGUUUAAGGCUGUUGCUGAGAAGAAGAAGAAUGUCUCAAAUGAAGAUCUGGAAACCCUACUCUUUGAUGAGGUUUUCCAGCCCGAAACCUUGUGGUCUUUAGGUCUCAUCCAGGUAGUCUGCGGCAACGCAGGAAUAUCUACGGCGACGGUAAAGCUUGAAGGACCUGAUGGGGCUCAGCAUAUUGGGAUGUCAGUGGGAACAGGUCCAGUGGAUGCUGCUUACAAGGCCGUGGAUACUAUCGUGAAAGCUCCUGUAACCCUCUUAGAGUACUCUUUGAACUCCGUGACUGAAGGUAUCGACGCUCUUGCUCAUACAAGAGUUCAGAUCAGGGCACUCGACUCUCUCACAGUGACCCAUGCUCAAACAGACUCGCAAGUUCCUCGAACAUACAGCGGAACAGGUGCAUCAGAAGACGUUGUGGUGUCCAGUUGCCGAGCCUACAUUAGCGCUUUGAAUAAAAUGCUUACUUUCAGAGCAGCUAAAAAGCAACCCAUAGUUGGUCUCAGGAGUGAGGAGCAGACAGCAGGAGUUUCUCAGUAAUCAUCAACGUUCAGUUUUGUUCUAAAGGUCAUCUUAGAAUUAACGAGUUCUUGAUUAUUAGCCUUGGUGGUUUUCCCUAGAGUUCAUUUCUGUUCAAUAGAUUGUGACAGCAUUAGGGGAAGUUCAUUCUGAAGAUACGGCUCCUAGGUGAUGUUCAAUUGAAGAUCUUUACCAUCUCUCCGGAAAACCGAUAUUGUAAUAUGAUUAUCCAGAAAACAUGAUUACUGGUUGCUCAUGCUAACAGUA
This is a messenger RNA of Physcomitrium patens, 2443 nucleotides long. RefSeq names its product 2-isopropylmalate synthase A. Lineage: Eukaryota; Viridiplantae; Streptophyta; Bryopsida; Funariales; Funariaceae. Gene Ontology annotation, biological process: L-leucine biosynthetic process. Gene Ontology annotation, cellular component: chloroplast. The record is from RefSeq and is a predicted model, not a curated record. Gene Ontology annotation, molecular function: 2-isopropylmalate synthase activity.